AUGCCUCUACGCGCCAAGGUCAUCAAUCCUGCCUUCCAGGCAACUUCCUCGAUGUCGACUUCAGCAAACGCCAUCAAAGAGCUCCCCGGAGACGAAGCCGAUGACGUCCUGUUCAACUCGAUUUACGGUCUUCGCAGCAUUGAGCUCAAUCGACCCAAGAAGCUCAACUCCCUCAAUGGCUCCAUGGUCCGAAAGAUUCUCCCUCGUCUGCAGGAAUGGGAAAAAUCUCAUUUGGCAAACAUUGUUCUCAUCUCCGGCGCUGGUCCCAAAGCGCUUUGCGCAGGAGGUGACGUCGCAGCAUUGGCACUACAGAACGAGAAGGGAACCGAGGGACAGAAAGCAUCCACCGAUUUCUUUGGACUCGAAUACCGCCUCGACCACUUGAUCGCUACAUACUCGAAGCCCGUCAUUUCUUUCAUGGACGGCAUCACCAUGGGCGGCGGCGUCGGUCUCAGCAUGCACGCUCCUUUCCGAAUUGCGACUGAGAGAACCCUCUUCGCUAUGCCCGAGACAACUAUUGGUUUCUUCCCUGAUGUGGGUGGCUCCUUCUUCUUGCCGCGGUUGGACGGCGAGACCGGUACCUACCUGGCUCUGACUUCGGCGCGCCUGAACGGUGUGCAGGCUUUGAAUGCUGGUAUCGCCACUCACUACCUCCACUCCAGCGUUCUUGGCAGUGUCACCCAGCGUCUUUCUGAGCUGGUUUUCCCUGACAACGUUGCUCUCCCUGAGCGGUUAGACGCCGUCAACAAGACCAUGGCUGAAUUCUCGGUUGGGAUUCCUUCGGAUGAGGCCCAGGUCCUUGGUGGCCAAAACCGCCGCUCUAUCGAGCGCUGCUUCGGAUUCAACACGAUUGAGGAGAUUUUCCAGGCAGUGGAGAAGGAGAAGGAGACCAAUGAGAAGUGGGCACAGGAGACCCUAGACACCCUUUCGACACGCUCCCCAACCUCUCUCAAGGUGACAUUGCGUCAAAUGCGCCUUGGUAAGGAAUGGGACAUCGCGGAGACCUUCAAGCGUGAGCACCAGAUCGCCGCCAACUUCAUGCGCCACCCCGAUUUCGUGGAAGGCGUGAAGGCACGUUUAAUGUCUAAGCCUGCUCGCCAGGCCGAGUGGCAGCCGGCUACUCUGGAGGAGGUUUCGCAAGAAACCGUUGAUAGUUUCUUCGCAAUUCCCGAAGGCGAGGCACCCUUGGAGCUGCUGAACAACAAAAAGUACCAGAAUUACCCCCAUAAGCGCUUUACUCUCCCCACCGAACAAGAUAUUGAACAGGUUGUGCGGAGCCAACGCAUGUCCAAGACAAAGACUGUAAAGCACUUUGUUGAGCGAUGGAACCAGAAGGAGGGUGUGGCUGAGAAGGUAUACAGUGUGCUGGCUGAGCGGACUCAGGACGGUGAAAAUGGCUUGACAUGGGUAUAA
This is a messenger RNA of Penicillium longicatenatum, 1413 nucleotides long. RefSeq names its product mitochondrial 37S ribosomal protein mS47. Bases 1 to 1413 code for a protein of 470 amino acids. Lineage: Eukaryota; Fungi; Ascomycota; Eurotiomycetes; Eurotiales; Aspergillaceae. Gene Ontology annotation, molecular function: 3-hydroxyisobutyryl-CoA hydrolase activity. The transcript has 3 exons. Gene Ontology annotation, cellular component: mitochondrion. The record is from RefSeq and is a predicted model, not a curated record. Gene Ontology annotation, biological process: L-valine catabolic process.